Messenger RNA from Cottoperca gobio, 1403 nucleotides. RefSeq lists its product as uncharacterized. The transcript is spliced from 4 exons. The record is from RefSeq and is a predicted model, not a curated record. NCBI's taxonomy places the organism in Eukaryota, Metazoa, Chordata, Actinopteri, Perciformes, Bovichtidae. Bases 221 to 868 code for a protein of 215 amino acids.
CCUCCCUCUCCUCAUCCCUACAUCCUUCAUUACUCUUGAGUUCCAGACCUCCUCAGGGAACAUCUGAGGCACAUCAGGACACUAGAGGCCCAGCACAUGUGGAUUCUUCUCCUGAGCGUAUAAACAGCCACGGUGUGAAGCCACAGAUCUGGUUCUGAGCUCUCAAGAUUUAGCAUCUAGAUUUUUAGAGCUGCAGAUAACGAACAAGAGGCUCCACCUGAUGAAAUCCUGGAGUAUGUGGGUAAGCCGAGUGCUGCAGCUGUCUGUUUUGUUGGUGGGACUCUGUCAGGCCCACCGUGCCCCUCCAUCCUCCUCAUCACAGGAGGCAGGUGAGGUCCCCGUGUCCCAGCUGAGGAUGCUGGCGCUGGGAAUGGCUCACCUGCUGCAGGGUGUGGAGGAGAACACCGAGCAGCUUGAGCAGCGGGGCGAGCAGGUGGCAGCAGACAUGGACGGGGCGACAAAGAGUCUGGAGAGCCUUCGUAAGCAGAGUUUACAGGCAGGACGGACCCACAAGCAGGUGAGGAAGGACCUGCAGAUACUGAGUGCCAGGGUGGACAGGCUGUGGAAGGCGGCCAAAGAUCUGCAGAGGGGGCUGGAGGAUGAGGCGAUGGAGCAGGGAGCCAUGCAGCUCCGGAUGAACCGGAUCCUCCAGAAAGUGAAGAUCCUGACCGAUCCGAAGUCAGGAGGUCAAACACAGCUCAACGUCGGCUACAUGAAGGUUAUCAUGGAUAAACAGGCCCGGCGGCUCGCCAGUCUGAGCUCAGCAGUUUCAGCCCGAGACAGAAUGAUUGACAGGCGCCUGCGGCACAUUGACCACCUGGAGAAAAAGGUAUCUAAGAGCCUCCCAGCAGCAGAGGGCAGAUUCUGACUCCGACUGUGUGUUAAGCACAGCUGCAUCAACACAACCAAUACACUCGCAAGGUGCCUCCAGAAUGACUUUGUGAAGCUGACAAAAUGAACUGCUCUGAAACUCACAAAAGGAUUUGUCACAAGCAAUGAAUUUGUGUCAGUUAGAUUAAUACACGUGUUUUACUCUCCAACACAACGAAAAACUGUACAAUAGGUUGUGUUGAAAAACUAUUGUCUGUGUGUGUUGUCCUCAAAAAAACGCACCCUGUUUAAAAUGGUUCAAAAAUAAAACUUUGCUGUUCCCGUGUCAUGUUGUGGCUCUGACUUCCUAACUUGAACUUCACACUCACCCAAAUGAACAGAUGCAUACUGAAGUGACAGCUGAGCGUUUCGUCAUCUAAUCGCGCUUUAACUCUAUGUUUUUGGUGUAAUUAAUUGAACUUGAUAGGUUGUACACAAAUAACACAGUAAUAAGAAUUAUAACAUUUGUUUGUCAAAAUAUUGAGUAAUGUUCAGUUAAGACGGUGCAAUAUUUUUUCAGUAUUUGACAAUAA